This is a messenger RNA of Ceutorhynchus assimilis (cabbage seed weevil), 1691 nucleotides long. NCBI's taxonomy places the organism in Eukaryota, Metazoa, Arthropoda, Insecta, Coleoptera, Curculionidae. The record is from the annotation of a GenBank genome assembly.
UAAAGUAAGAGCUUCUGCAAUUUAUAUUCAGUUUAAUUUUGAAUUAGUGAUUCUUGUCUGUGAAACUAUAUUAGUGUAACAACAACAGUGACAAUGGGAGGCAAAAAAUCAUCAUCCAACAAAUAUCGUAAAGAUUAUCGUGGCCGUAACGACGGCUCACUCCAAACGUCCGACGACGAUUCUUAUCCAAAUGACAACAUGAGCGUCGCCAGCAACUUCUCAGAAAACUGUAGCGUCGAAGACAACGUCACCGACGAAUUCGCUCAGGACCAGCUCGAAGACAAACUAACCGACAUCAUUGACGGUCUGACUCAGAAAUCGUCUCAGGGUCGUACGAAUUGCUACAAAACCUUCACCAAAGGUUUAAUAAACAAGUACAUGCCCAAUUUUAUCAAGGACCGGACUUUUACCUUGUGCGAUUGCAUAGAGAAGAGCUUGAAAAAGGGAGGAGCUGACGAAAAGUGCGCUGCUGCUGAUUUGGCUACAAUUAUGUGCGUACAAUUGAGUAGCGAUUCUACAAGUGAAGAUAUUUGUAGAACUUUGAAACCUAUUUUAUUGGCCAUGGCUUGUGAUAAUUCUGCUUCACCUAAAGUUAGAGCUAAUUGUUGUUUAGCUUUGGGUAAUAUAUCGUUUAUUUCAAAUGGAGAUAUGGCUGAAAAUUUGGCACUAAUGCAACAAUUUGAAACAAUAUUUUCUGGUAGUUACCUAAAAGGAGAUGGUUCGGUGCCAACUACUAGUGCAGAAACUGGGGCUUUGCACGCAGCUGCUUUAAAUGCUUGGGCAUUGCUUUUUACUUUGAUUGUGCCUGGAAAUAUUGGCACUAUGAUGAAUAAUUCAAAAACUUUACCUAAUCUAGAACACAUAUCUGAAUUACUUGAAUCAGCACAUUUAGAAGUUAGAAUGGCAGCUGGUGAGGCUUUGGCAUUAAUCUACGAAAUUGGUAGAGAAGAAAGCGAUGAUUUCGAAGACGAUUUUGCAUUGGAUUUAAUAGAAACCCUUAAACAACUGGCAACAGAUUCUCACAAAUACCGUGCCAAAAAAGAUAGAAAACAACAAAGAGCUACUUUCAGAGACAUUUUGCAAUUCAUUGAAGAAGAUAUGAUUUCAGAAGUGCAAAUAAAAUUUGGCAAAGAUGUUUUGACUCUUGAUACUUGGGUUAGAAGGAAACAGUAUGAUGCUUUGUGCAAUAUUUUGGGACCCAGUAUUAAUCAACAUCUGAUUGAUAAUGAUUUGCUCAAGGAUAUUUUUGAAUUUGAAACUACUGAGGCUGACUCUAAAUUGACUGUCACUGCUCAAAAUCGUUUGGAAAGGAAUAGAAAGAGAAUCUUGAAUGCUGCCAAUGACAAAGCGCGCACGCUAUCUAGAGCAAAGAACAGGGAUAAGCGUUCGGAUUUUUAAUGUAAAAAUUUCCAUCUUAUAAAAGUAGUAAAGUUUCAGCUUUCCUUAGUUAACUUAUUUUAUUCAUUAUGGAGUGAUUGUGCUUAGUUCAAUUUUAUUUUCAUAAGUAGCAAAUUCUUUUGGCUUAAAAAGUGUUAUCUAAGAAUAAGGUUAAUGUUGGUUCAUUUUUUCUAAACUGAUAAGUGAAAAAUAUAUCUUUAUUUGUUUUGCAAUUAGUGCGAAUUAAGUUUAAACAUCUAAAUAUUAUGUUGUGUAUUUUUAUUCCUAAUAAAUAUUCGGUUUGAUAAAAAUAA